This is a messenger RNA of Plutella xylostella (diamondback moth), 1494 nucleotides long. RefSeq lists its product as uncharacterized. The record is from RefSeq and is a predicted model, not a curated record. NCBI's taxonomy places the organism in Eukaryota, Metazoa, Arthropoda, Insecta, Lepidoptera, Plutellidae.
UUUAUUUUAACCAUGUAGUAUCCCUGCUACACAAACUAUUAAUCGCACAUCAUAUUUAGCGCUAGUGUAAAAGAGGAAGAAACUGACUUCCGUUUCUACAGUAGCGCCACCACUCGGCCGCUCCGGCGGGAUCUCAUAUUUUUCCGUGCGCGCACGACGAUCGCACGUCGCUCGCUUCGUAUUUUCAGUUAUUUUAAAUUAAGCAGUUUUAAUUUAAAAUUCACUUUUAAAAUAAACAUUAUAAGAUGCCUAAACGCAAACGGAACGAGUCAAAAGAAGAACGAUGGGAAAGAAAGAGGAAAAGGUACGAAAGGAGGCUCGAAGAGCAAAGAAAAAGGAAUUCCCAACGUAUUAUCUACUCCAGCGAAGAGGACGAUGUACAAUUUGAAGAUCAUCUCCUCGACGAAGUAGAUGGAAUAGAGGCGAUUCCAAAUGACUCUGAAAAUGAGGUUGAGGCGCCGCAGCCGCCCCCGUCGUCGCCGUCAGCACCGCCGCCCGGACCCACGUCCGUUGACGUCACAAAUUCUGAAUCUAUGGAUCCCGUACCAGAGGUUGAUCCCGAAAUAGAUACUGAAUUGCUGGAAGCCCUAGGCGUUUUCGAAGACGAGCCUCUAGAAUGGGGAGAAGAUAUCCAAGAGGCUAUAGCAAAAAGGUUCGAGCGAGUGUUGUUACAAGGACUAAAAAAAGACGAAAAGGCUGACCUUCUUAAAAAAUACUUAUUCCCGAAAAAUUGUCCGUCUACAAAACCGCCCAUGCUUAACCCCGAGUUAACUAACAUGCUGCAUGAAAACGCAAAAACUAGAGACAAGCGCUUGUUAGAAAAACAGAGCCAAAUUGGAAAAGCUCUCUCAGCACUUGGUUCAGCCAUGACUUCAUUGCUGAAGAAGAACAUGGACAAAGCAGAUGUUGUCCGAAACCUAAAUGACGCGGCUAAGAUUCUCGCCGAUUCUCACUUCGCCGAAACUGAGACCCGUCGGGCAUUGAUUCUUCCUCUGAUCGACAAACCUCUCAUAGAAUCCUUCAAAGAAAGAAGAAGAGAUAGUUUUCUGUUUGGAGAUAAACUUUGUGAGCUAGUCAAAAACUCGCGGGGCAUCAUGAGGACAGGACAGAUAAUCCAAGGACCGACUGCAGGUACUUCCGGUACCAAUUUAAACUCGAGAGGCCCACCACCUCGGUACCGCCAGCAGUAUCGCACUGGCCCAUUCCAACCGAGCCGAGGUGGGCAGAGAACUCCAUAUGUCCAACGACGCCGGCCCCCGCCUCCCCCGCCACCGGCCCGCCGGCCGCCGCCGCCGCCGCCGCCGCCGCGCCGCCCGCCUGCGGCGAGGCAACCAGCGCAGCCUCCACGCCGCGACGAUCGCCAGACCUAGAUGCGCAAGCUCAGAACAGAACACCCGCUGCACAAACACCUUUCCCUGGCAGCGAGUGUGUUAUCAGGCAAGGACUUUUGAAACAAGGGGUUCCCGAGUCUGCCGUAGACAUUAUGUCAGCCUC